This is a messenger RNA of Didymodactylos carnosus, 1737 nucleotides long. The record is from the annotation of a GenBank genome assembly. NCBI's taxonomy places the organism in Eukaryota, Metazoa, Rotifera, Eurotatoria, Philodinida, Philodinidae.
AUGUUUGUGACUGUUCUUCGCUUGAUAUUCUCAUUUAUAUUUACUACUACCCUGCAAAGCAAUAUAUUAACUACGGGUCGUCCCAAUUUUCUUAUCAUCGUUGCUGAUGAUCUUGGCUAUUCAGACAGUUCACCAUACGGAUCCGAAAUAUCCACACCCAACCUCGAAUCCCUCGCUUCUGAUGGCGGGACUCUUUUUACCGAUUUUCACACGGCUUCAGCAUGUUCUCCCACACGUUCGAUGUUGUUCAGUGGAACCGAUCAUCAUCUGGCUGGUGUUGGACAAAUGCGUGAACUUAUGCAACUAUAUCCAGGAAUUUGGGACGGAAAACAAGGAUAUGAGGGAUAUUUGAACGAUCGGGUUGCCGCUCUUCCCGAGAUCCUUAGAGAUCUAGGUGGCUAUCGAACGAUGAUGGCUGGAAAAUGGCAUUUAGGAUUAACAAAGGAACGAUUUCCAUCGGAGCGAGGUUUCGAAAAGAGUUUUGCGCUGCUACCAGGUGCCGCCAAUCAUUUCAACUAUGAACCUGGAACAGCAGAACAACCAGCGAUCGGCUUUAUGCCUCCGUUGUAUGCACGAGAUGAUGUAUUUGUCAAUCAUACAACCCUGCCGGAUGACUACUAUUCAUCAGAUUAUUUCACAUCGGAAUUGAUUCGAUUUCUCGACGAAGAUGAUGAACGACCGUUCUUUGCCUAUCUUGCUUUUACCGCUCCGCAUUGGCCUUUACAAGCGCCGAAAGAAUUGAUCAAGAAGUAUAAAGGACGAUAUGAUGCAGGGCCAGAUGCGUUGCGUGCUGCCCGGCUUGAAAGCCAACGUCGGUUGGACUUGCUCUCUCCCGAUGUCGUCCCCGCAACAGUGUCAACAGAUCAGAAAUCGUGGACCUUGAUGUCGGACAAAGAGCGGGCAUUCUCGGCGAAAACAAUGGAAAUCUAUGCAGCCAUGGUUGAACGAUUGGAUUACAAUGUCGGUCGUCUAGUCGACUAUCUCCGUCGGACGAAUCAAUUCGAUAACACAUUUAUUCUUUUUAUAUCCGACAAUGGAGCGGAAGGAAGUGUACUCGAGGCACUUCCACUUCAAUCGGUUGAUAAAAGCAUCCCAUACUUUGAUAAUUCCUAUGAAAAUAUUGGUACAAAGACUUCGUUUAUUUGGUAUGGCUCGCAAUGGGCACAAGCAGCAACGGCACCAAGUCGAAUGACGAAAGGACACGUCACAGAGGGCGGAAUUCGAUGUCCAGCUAUUGUACACUAUGGUCCAUUGACGUCGACAUCGAGAAGAAUGUCGCAUGAAUUUUGUACUGUUAUGGAUAUCCUACCUACGAUACUCGAAUUAGCCGGCCUGACACAUCCAGGUACAACCUUUCAAGGUCAGCAAGUCGUUUUGCCUCGCGGAAAAUCUUGGGUGUCGCAUUUUCACUCGCAUCAACCAAUCCAUGACGAAUGCCAGGAUUUCACCGGUUGGGAGCUCUUCGGUGAACGGGCGAUCCGCCGCGGAAACUAUAAAGCUGUUUAUAUCCCAAAAGGCCCACUUCCAGAGGAGACAAAAUGGGAAUUGCACGAUUUGACACAUGACAAGGGCGAAUCAAAAGAUUUGGCAGAAGACAAGCCGGAAGUGUUGAAAGAACUGAUUGAACUAUGGGUGAAGUAUGAAAGUGAAACAGGUGUAAUCUUGGCACCAGAUCCGUAUGAACUUGGCUACGACCGAUUUUGGUCAAGAAAUAGUAGUCGAAUAGUUUUUCUAUAG